Molecule: messenger RNA, 2469 nt
Organism: Phasianus colchicus (ring-necked pheasant)
Lineage: Eukaryota; Metazoa; Chordata; Aves; Galliformes; Phasianidae
Gene: TCERG1L
Product: transcription elongation regulator 1 like
Cellular component (GO): nucleus
Molecular function (GO): RNA polymerase binding; transcription coregulator activity
Source: RefSeq, a predicted model, not a curated record
AUGCUGCCGGCUCCCGCAGCCAAGCGGCCGCCGCCCCUGCUGUGGCCCGCCGAGCCCCCCUGGGCGUGGGCAGUGCCGGGGCUCCUGAGGGUCGGCGCGGCCCCGCCGCCGCUGCUGCUCUCGGCUCCGGCCGUGGGCUGGCCCGUUCCCUGCGAGCCGCUGCUGCCGCUGCUCGCCGAGCAUCCCCCGCCGCUCCACGGGCAGUGGAUAUUUGGAGCUCAUUCUCCAGUCGUUGGAUUUUCACCAUCAUCUGGUGUGGAAUUUGUGCCCGUUUUUCCUCCCGUGUACACAUCUGCUGUUCCACCUCACGCUGGGAAGAGCUGGAUAGAUAAAAGGCUGCCGAGCUGCAAAAUAUACCUAAAUAAUGCAUUUGCUCUGGAUUCUGCGUGGAUACAUCCUGAGGAACCGCACCUCUUCCAGGGCAAUGAGAAGCCUCUGCUAAUGACAAAUCAAGUGGCGAUGGCCAUUGCCAGGCCAGCUCCUGCCUCCAGGCCUCUUCCCACAGUGGUGCUGGCACCUCCGCUGAUGCCAGGUGGCUGCCGGCGUGGUCCCAGCCCUGUGGGCAGUCCUCCAAGCCUGGCGCUGCUGGCAGUAGAGGCUGAAGCCCCGCCAGGACCACCCCCAUCCAGCAUCCCACAGUGCCGCCUGCUCACCCUCUCACCCCUCAGGAUCCCAGUGCUGGGCUCCCCAUUCCCAGGUUCAGCCUCGAGAGUGGAUGCUCGCCUGAGUCCUUUGAUGCCAGCACAAGUCACCAGGGUGACUGCUGUGGCCGCACCAGCUGUGACAAUCAUGGCAACCAACUUGGUGGAGCAGACACUAACAGAUAAAGGCAGAGAACGCAGCAGAGCCUCCUGCCCCCCUGCCCUGAUCCUUCGCACUGACAGGAGGAGCGCCUCUGUGGAGAGGGAUGGCGACAAGGAUCAUUCUUUUAAACUAGUAAAUGAGGAUGACAGUACUUCAAAUGGCAACAAGCCUGUGGCAUCCACUCCAGUGCCAGGAUCUCCAUGGUGUGUAGUCUGGACUGGAGAUGACCGGGUCUUCUUCUUCAACCCUACAAUGCAGCUGUCGGUGUGGGAGAAGCCGGUGGACCUGAGGCACCGCGGCGACAUUAACAGGAUCCUCGAGGACCCUCCGCACAAGCGCAAGCUGGAUGCUGCAGCAACAGAUAAAAGUGUGAGCUCUUGUCCAGGAGAUGAAAACGAUGAUCUUAGCAUCAAAAUUAAGAGAAAUAAAACAGAAGAUUGCCAAGUCGCUGACCAGGGGAAGGCAGGCACAGAGGAGAGGAAUGGGAAACCAGCAGCAGCAGAGGUCACACCGCCCCUUGAGGAGCGCAUCACUCAUUUCCGAGAUAUGCUUCUGGAGAGAGGGGUUUCAGCGUUUUCAACAUGGGAAAAAGAGUUACACAAAAUAGUGUUUGACCCACGGUACCUUCUACUAAAUUCAGAGGAACGUAAGCAGAUAUUUGAACAGUUUGUCAAGACCAGGAUAAGAGAAGAGUACAAAGAAAAGAAGAACAAAUUGUUGUUAGCCAAAGAAGAAUUUAAAAAGCUCCUCGAAGAAUCCAAGCUAUCACCAAGAACGACAUUCAAAGAGUUUGCAGAGAAAUAUGGCAGGGAUCAGAGGUUCCGCCUGGUUCAGAAGAAGAAGGACCAAGAGCAUUUUUUCAAUCAGUUCAUACUUAUCCUUAAAAAGAGGGACAAAGAAAACAGGAUAAGGCUACGGAAAAUGAGAUAAAACUGCUUGGAGCUGGCAGUGAGUGCAGAAGCUAAAGCUGGGACUGCAGGAAAGAUCCCAAGUGAAGGUGAAAGCAAAGGCUGACCUCGCAGCAGCUGAAGGACGGAGCGCAUAUCCCUGAGAAAAACUUUCUCUGAAUGGUGUUUGUUGAACACACGGAGCAUUUGUGAAGGUUGUUCUGCAGGAAUCUGAAGGAUAUUUGUUCCCAAGGAAUUAAUGUUUCAUAUUGAAGCUCUCUUUUGUACAACAUCCAGAGUUUGAUGCAUUUCUAAUUGCUGUGAUAUGUCAAUCCCUUAAUUGUUUUAAUUAUGCAAAUUACUUGUAAUACACACAAAUUAUGAAUCCGGUGCAGAUUUGUAAUUAAGCAGAAACAGAUGCCAUCCAUAACAAUCUCAAGAUAUUUUGAUCAUUUCGGGGAAUUAUCUAUCUCAAUCUUUUGGCAACUUUCUGCAUUAGCACAAAUUGUUCGGAGGUGCAGCGGGAUGCAGGGAUUCAUUGCCGCGUUCACAUGUCUGUGUCCAGUUCUCUGAGUAGUACUAUUAAAUAUUAAUUGUUAAUCUUAGUGAAGAGUGUGAAAACCCUGGCCAGUGUUCCAUAGGAAACUCUCCUUUCCGAAAUAGCUUUCCUGAUCCCACGGGUGGUGCUUUGGGCUGAUAGCAGCACUGCUCUGUCGGAGUUCCGUAAAGGCGUUCUUUUGUACAACCAUCGCGGUCUGAGUUACGUUCCUGUAUGUGG